AAUCUUUCCUCCUAAAACGCAAAAUGGUUAAAACAAGGUUGUGAUUAAUAACAGUCAUGAUAUAAGUUAUGAUUACAUACAACCACAUCGAGAGUAUAUAAUAAGUAAGCAGGCAUACAAUAGGAAUCAGUAUCUCACAUUCCUUUGAAGCAUUAGAUCAGUUCUUGUCUGAAAAUGGAGCAGUGGAAGAAUCGAGUGGCUGUUGUGACGGGCGCUUCUGCAGGAAUCGGAGCCGCAAUUGUCAAGGAUCUGGUAAAAGCAGGAAUGAUAACGAUUGGACUGGCAAGAAGAUUAGAGAAAGUCCAGGCUUUGAAAAAGGAUCUUCCCGCAAAUCUUCAGGGAAAUCUUCACGCUGUUAAGUGCGACAUCAGUAAGGAAGAUGAUAUUGUAAGAGUGUUUGAUUGGAUUGUGAAGAAAUUCAAUGGAAUCGACGUCUUAAUCAAUAAUGCUGGAGUUUUGCGUGAAACUGAAUUGAUCAAAAGUGAUAAUUCAGAACUAAUCCGAGAAGUUAUAGAUACUAAUGUCUUCGGUCUGGUUUUCUGCACUCGUGAAGCCUACAAAUCAAUGGAACAGCAUGGAAGAAAUUCUCAUGUCGUUCACAUUAAUAGUGUCGUUGGACACAAUAUUAUUCGCAAUUUACAAAUGCCUUCAAGUAACAUUUACGCUCCAAGUAAGUUUGCAGUGACUGCGAUAACGGAGAUUCAUCGCCAGGAGUUCAUCAGGAGCAAGCAUCACAUCAAAGUAACUUCAGUGAGUCCAGGAGCUGUGAAAACUGAGAUGGUACCUGACGAUUAUAAGGAAAAAUUCGGGGAUAUACCUUUUCUUCAAGCUGAAGACGUUUCACAAAGUGUUCUUCACGUCUUGGGGACUCCUCCUCACGUUCAGAUCCACGAGUUGACUAUCAAACCAUUCGGAGAAUCAUUUUAACUG
This is a messenger RNA of Phlebotomus argentipes, 930 nucleotides long. Its product is annotated as farnesol dehydrogenase-like. The transcript has a single exon. Bases 175 to 927 code for a protein of 250 amino acids. The record is from RefSeq and is a predicted model, not a curated record. Lineage: Eukaryota; Metazoa; Arthropoda; Insecta; Diptera; Psychodidae.